AAACUUAAGAACAAGAGAAUGAAACUAAAACCGUAAAGUUCGCUGGGAUGGAUGUAAAACACAGGCGACCCUAAAAACAGGAACAUGAUGAUCACUGUUUCAGGAGCAGGGAGCUCCCAAACUGAAGCCACAGCGAAGCAGGUGGAGGUUGUGCUGGAAGCAGCAGGAUGACGUCCACCCACUGCAGAUGGAUGAGGCUCCACCUGACCAAAGGAACAACAGCGUCCACUAAGGCAGAGUCACCUGCUGGUCUAAGUCACAUCUCAGACGAUUUGCCUAAAAUGAGAAAUGUUUUGUUCAUGACCUGCUUGUUACAAUAUCUGACAAACCGAGGUGAGGAAGGAAACCAGGCUGCUCAGUUUGCUUCAUGACAUGCAGCAAAGGUUCACCGCUGUGAGGAAAGGGAGCGAGGGAAGGACGCGAGGGAAGGGGAUGAAGGCGAGGGAGGAGGAGUAAAAAAUCAGUGUUGGAGAGUCGGACGCGGAAGAAGAAUCAGCCUCGGAGGAGGAAGAAGGAACCCGAGCAGAACGUAGCCGCCCGUCUGCGCGCACACUUGUUGACUAGCGUUGCCCUCCGGUUCUGCAGCGGGUUCGGGCUUCCUCCUCCGGCUCGUCGUGUUUGUCUCGCGGUCUUCGCGGUGGACAGGCGGGCUGUGAUUGUGCUGCCAUCCGUCUCAGAGACCACAGAGCCGCGUACGCUCCGCAUCCAGCCUCACUGGAUCCAUAUUUGUGUCCGGCUCCGAGCGGGCAGUUCUGGGAGUCCGUCCGAGGACGCCGCUGGGCGGCACCGCUGUCUCGCACCGCUGUGUCCGUCCGGAGGACCGCCACCGCCGCGUGGUCGACAGCACUGUGAUCCGAGGGCUUCUGCUUCCCGGAGCCGCGGUUCGGUUCGAACAAAGAACACGCUCCAUUAGUACUUCACGAGUGCGAUUUACAGCCAGGAUCCGCUCGAGAACGCGCCCGACCGCGGCGCCCUCUCCGCCGGGCUGCGCCGCUGGGUGGCACCGCUGGGUCCAGCCGGGGAUGAGUGCUCUGUGGAGGUUAGCCACGCAGCCUUUGCUUAAUAACUAAUCUGGGUCGGAUCACAGAGUCGUGACCCGGCUGCGCCUGGAUAAUUGGCUGUGGAGCUCCGAGCCGAGGCCGUCGUGUGUGGCCGCAGGGAUGCGCGACCGCUGGAGGUGGAAUAUUGUAUAAGACUUCGUUUUCAGAACCAGAACCCGUUAGUCAGCCUGACUACUUUGCGUGGGGGACAUGGCCGAGUCCAGCCGGACCAGAUUGGUGGAGCCCGACGCCUCGGACGGCCGGACAACGAGCCCUCACACCGUCAAGAAGCGGGCCCAGCAGUCCCCCGGGCUCCGGCCCAGGUACCAGAGCCCGGCACCGGGCCACUGCUUCAGGAAAGUCACCCUGACCAAGCCCACCUUCUGCCACAGCUGCAGCGACUUCAUCUGGGGGCUCGUGGGCUUCCUGUGUGAAGUCUGUAACUUCAUGUGUCAUGAGAAAUGCCUGAAGACGCUGCAGUGGGGUUGUUCCUGUGUGGCUCCAUCCAUGGUCCAGGUGCCAGUUGCUCACUGCUUCGGUCCGGCUGGUCAGAAGAAACGGUUCUGCUGCGUGUGCAGGAAACAAACGGAGGGGAACGCAGCGCUGCGAUGUGAAGUGUGCGAGCUGCAUGUCCACGCCGACUGUGCUGCCUUCACCUGUGCUGACUGUCGCUGUUGUCACCUGGACGGGGCGCUGGAGCAGGACAUGUUUCACCACCACUGGAGGGAGGGGAACCUGGCGCCAACGGCCAGGUGUGAGGUGUGUAAGCGCUCCUGUGGCUCGUCUGACGUCCUGGCGGGGAUGAGGUGUGAAUGGUGCGGCCUCACGAGCCACUCAGGAUGUUACCUGAACGUUCCACCAGAGUGCACUCUGGGCCGUCUGCGCUGCAUGAUGCUGCAUCCCACCCGCGUUCGCCUCCACUCCAGGAACUUCAGCAAGAUGCAUCUCUACCGCAUCACGGAGAGCUGCAGCCACGAGCUGGAUACGACGGAUGAGGCGGAUCCGUCUGCUGCUGCGUAUAAAGACGCUCAGACGGCUGCUCCGGAGUCGGCCAGGCAGCUCCUCAGGGUGUUUGAUGGGGACGACGCGGUGAAGCGUGGCUUCUUCCGACUGGUCUCAGUCUUUCGAGCCACGAGAAGUGAAGACGUGGUGGAGGCGGCGCUGAGGGCCUUUUACAUCCAUGACGACCCUCAGCACUACGAGCUGCAGGACAUUGGCAGUUUGCAGCGCCUACACUGCGACGACAUCCUAAACCGGAACGGCGGUCCGGACCACAGGGCAGACUCCUGGCUGCUGAGGGCCAGAGCCCGAGAAUCUGAGGUCCUUAAGGUGUUCAUUGGGUGGCCCAGGUCGGGUCCAACCUUUGUGCCUGUGUCUGUCUCAGAGAACAGCACAGCAGCUUCAGUCCUCAGCGAGGCCCUCAGUCAGAUGGAGCCUCAGGUAGAACCUGCAAAGAAGACUUUAUGUUCUGUUCAACAUCUGGGCUCUCUGCUGCAGCUGCAGGAUGAGUCCAGGUUGAGCCUUUUGGAAGUUUACAUGAGCAGCAAGCAAGUGCAGAGACAGACGCUGGUGCCUCAGGAGAAGAUUCUGGAUAAACUACGGGAGAUCAGGAAGGUGUCUUUGCGACAAAUGCACCAGACUCGGUUCUACGUGGUGGAGUCCAGGAACCGAGCCGUGCAGGUGGACCUGCUGAUUGGAGGACUGCCCCCCCUGCUGUCCAAAGAGGAGUAUGAGCACCUGGUGGAGCAACACCUGAGUAGCAAGAGUCACCUGGUCGCCGUCAGUCACGUCUACGCCGGGCAGGGUGCCGUGUCGCUGGACAUCUCGUGUUUCAGUGAGGCAGAGAGGAUCUACAUGUUGGCCAAGGACAUGUCCGUCAGCAGCAAAGCGCUCACGUCGCUCGUCGUUCCAGAGAUCGUGUACGAGCUGGGAGCUGACGCCUGUCCCCUGCUGGUCUUCGUCAACCCAAAGAGCGGAGGCAUGAAAGGACGAGAGCUGCUCUACAGCUUCAGGAAACUGCUGAAUCCUCAUCAGGUCUUUGACAUUUCCAACGGUGGACCUCUGGCUGGCCUACACGCCUUCAGGGCUGUCCCCAGGUUUCGAGUGCUGGUCUGUGGGGGUGAUGGGACAGUAGGAUGGGUGCUGGGAGUACUGGAGACCGUCCGACACAAACUGGUCUGCCGAGAGCCACCGAUUGGGAUAGUGCCGCUGGGAACAGGUAACGACUUGGCUCGGAUCCUGCGUUGGGGUUCGGGUUACAGCGGCGAGGACCCCCACCACAUCUUGGUGUCUGUUGACGAAGCUGAGGAGGUCUUGAUGGACAGAUGGACCAUUUUAUUGGAUGCUCAGGACAUGUCUGAAGAUGGACAGGGCAACCACUUCCUGGAGCCACCCAAGAUCGUCCAGAUGAAUAAUUACUUCGGCCUCGGCAUCGACGCCGAGCUCAGCCUCGAUUUCCAUUUGGCGAGAGAGGACGACCCAGAUAAAUUCACCAGCAGGUUCCACAACAAAGGUGUGUAUGUGAAGGUGGGUCUGCAGAAGAUCAGUCACAGCAGGAGCCUCCACAAAGAGCUGCAGCUGCAGGUGGACGCUCAGAACGUCCCGUUACCCAACAUAGAGGGGCUGAUCUUCCUCAACAUACCCAGCUGGGGUUCUGGUGCUGAUCUCUGGGGGUCAGAGGUCGACAGUCGCUUUGGGAAACCCAGAAUCGAUGACGGUUUACUGGAGGUGGUCGGGGUCACUGGGGUCGUCCACAUGGGCCAGGUGCAGAGCGGCCUGCGCUGUGGUAUUCGUAUUGCUCAAGGGAACUACAUCAGGCUGACUGUGAGUAAACCCAUACCUGUCCAGGUGGACGGGGAGCCGUGGACACAACCGCCGGGACACAUCAUCAUCUCUGCCGCUGGGCCGAAGGUCCGGAUGCUGAGGAAGUCCAAGCAGAAGCAGAAGAAGUCCUCAGCUAGCGUGAAGGACACCUGUGCAGAGAGCCCGUCCUCCAGGGACCGGCCCAUUUGAACAUGUCACAACGAGUGGAGCAUCGGGAUGUGACUGGAGAUCUUUAAUAUGAGCAAAUCAGUCAGAGCCGUGUGGAGCCAGAUUUCAGAGGUUUGACAGGAAAACAUAAUAACAACAACUCUGUGCAUUUGUAAUAUUAACAACUUAGUCCAGAAGUAGAGGCUGGUUAGAUAAAGAGUUAAUAUUGUCAUUUAAGCAUAAUGUGUUUUAGGUUUGGGUGUAUAUGCAUAUGGUUAAAAGUGAUCUGAUGACCACAAAAAGAGCAGAUGACUGAUAAACUGCUCAUCAGAGGACGUCACUGUUGGGUCUAAAAGGCUGCGUCUUCAUAAACAGCUGCUCUUUGGUCACUUUACUGGGCGUUGGCGCUGCACAGAACACGACCCUUCUGUGUGACAACAUUCUCCUUCGUGUCCAGCAGCUCAGUCUGGAGUCGAGUCACCGCUCUGCACAUGUUUGAUCACUUAGUUUAAAACUUGUGUGCGUCGAAGGCUCAGAUCAGGCGAGCGUCACCUGCCAGCGUGUCCUGGGAGGAACGGAGUGAGGCAGAUGUGAGGGUUCCAGCUCUUAAUGUAGCCACGCAAGUACUUGAUUACUGUAAUUUUGGUUAUUUAGACAUGUUCGGUGCUAUGAUAGUAACUUGUGCUGUGCUGAACGAAGGAUUGUAGGAUCCUGUUUUCAUUCAAAGCCUCAAAUGAUGAAUAUGAGGCCAGAUGAUUUAUUUAAUUAAUUUCAUAAAUUAAGGUGACACCAAGUGUCUCUGGCUUUGAAUAACUUUUACUUGGAAGUGAGCGUCUACUGAAGUAGUUUUCAGUCUUUUGUUCUGUGGAUGUGUCUUUAGCCGGCUGCCAUGUUUUAGACAUCCGUCUGUCCCGUAUCCAACCACAACUGCUGCACAUUUAACGAAAUGCGUUCACUCUCCUGCAGCUGCUGCGCCGGCUCCUCACACAUUCACUCCUGGAUGAACUGAAGUGAUUGAACAGUCAGUGUCAGUCCCACACCAUGACAUUUCCUUGUGCUCUGCCGUCGGGCCUCACCUGACGUCAUUAGCCCCGCCCCCUUCACAUACCUGUGCCGGUUGUGGGUUGGUCUGCAGGUCUGCGUAGUGCUCCGUCAGAUCGCUUCGACGUGUGUGUUGAUGUGUUCCCUGCUGGUGCAGUGGUGUGUUCAACUCUAACGUGCUGAGCUAAUGUGCCUCCAGAUGUCCUUUGCUUUCUGCUGUAACUACAUUUAGUUUUUAAUGACGUUUUCAAGAAGAAAUUUGUAUAUUUUUGCAGAGGCUGUUUUUCCAUUUAGGUUUAACUGUAAGUUGCAAAAAUUGUAUUUCAGAUGCUGUUAGAUGUUCAGGUUAUUAUGAAGCUAGAUAUAUGUACACUUAUGUGUGUUUAAAUAUCAGAUUCUUGUGUGUUUAUCGUAAUUAUAAUAAACUAAAACAUCCAAUAA
This is a messenger RNA of Betta splendens (Siamese fighting fish), 5492 nucleotides long. Its product is annotated as diacylglycerol kinase theta-like. Gene Ontology annotation, molecular function: ATP-dependent diacylglycerol kinase activity. The transcript has 23 exons. Gene Ontology annotation, biological process: intracellular signal transduction; lipid phosphorylation; diacylglycerol metabolic process. The record is from RefSeq and is a predicted model, not a curated record. NCBI's taxonomy places the organism in Eukaryota, Metazoa, Chordata, Actinopteri, Anabantiformes, Osphronemidae. Bases 1251 to 4052 code for a protein of 933 amino acids.